CAUACAUAUAACCCACUCACGGCUGUCGUCACUGAGGUCAGGUAGACGGAGCGAAGAUGGCGACCGCCUACGAGAGAUACAAUCUGCACACCACCCCAGAGAAGUUCUUCAUCGAGGCCUGCGAUGAGGGGGCUGACGCUGUGCUGGCAAUCGACAGGGUCUCAAAUGAGAUGACCCUCACAGGUAAAAAGGAUGUUCCUCCCUCAGCAGUCACCAGGCCUAUAUGUGGCAUCAUGGGAACCAUUCGCCUGGUGGCAGGGAUGUACCUGAUCGUCAUCACCAGGAAGAGGAACGUGGGCAGCCUCCUGGGCCACGCCGUGUGGAAGGCAGUGGAUUUUGAUGUGAUCUCUUACAAGAAGACAGUGCUGCACCUCUCGGAGAUCCAGUCGCAGGAGAAUAAGACCUUCCUGUCAAUGAUCAACAAUGUGCUGACUACAGACGGCUUCUACUUCUGUACCGACUACGACCUGACACACACACUGCAGCGGCUGGCCAACACCAGCCCCGACUUCCAGGAGAUGAGUCUGCUGGAGAGGGCAGAUCAGAGGUUUGUGUGGAACGGGAACCUCCUGAGAGAACUUGCUGCGCAGCCAGAGCUUCAUAAAUUUGCACUUCCUGUUGUCCAUGGAUUCAUCGUCAUGAAGCCGUGUCGUAUAAAUGGGAAGAUCUUUGAGUGGAUCCUCAUAUCCAGGAGAAGCUGCUUCCGGGCCGGCGUCAGAUACUACGUCAGAGGCAUCGACUCUGAGGGCCAUGCUGCUAACUUUGUGGAGACUGAGCAGAUAGUUUUGUAUGAGGGAGCAAAGGCUUCAUUUGUACAGACACGAGGCUCCAUGCCCUUUUACUGGAGCCAGAGGCCCAACCUCAAAUACAAACCUAAACCUAUAAUCAGCAAAACCACCAGUCACAUGGAUGGUUUCCAGAGGCAUUUCGACUCUCAGCUCCUCAUCUAUGGAAAGCAAACUAUUCUCAACCUGGUGAAUCAGAAGGGCUCAGAGAAGCCACUAGAACAGGCCUUUGCAAAGAUGGUGUCAGGCAUGAACAAUGGUAUGCUCAGUUACAUCGCCUUCGACUUCCACAAAGAGUGUAGCCACAUGCGAUGGGACCGUCUCCAGAUCUUAGUGGAUUCCGUCGCUGAGAUACAAGAUGAAUACGGCUACUUCAUGGUGAACUCAGAGGGGAAGACGGUGGCCCAAGAGAGAGGAGUCUUCCGCAGUAACUGCAUGGACUGCCUGGACAGAACCAAUGUCAUCCAGAGCCUGCUGGCCCGACGCUCCCUGCAGUCUCAGCUCCAGAGGAUGGGGGUGCUGAAUGUGGGCCAGCGGAUUGAAGAGCAGGCUGAGUUUGAGAAGAUCUACAAGAACGCAUGGGCUGACAAUGCCAAUGCAUGCGCUGUACAGUACGCAGGAACCGGAGCCUUGAAAACAGACUUCACAAGGACGGGGAAGAGGACCAGGUGGGGGCUGCUGAUGGAUGGCUGGAACUCCAUGAUCCGCUACUACAAAAACAACUUCUCUGAUGGAUUCAGACAGGACUCCAUUGAUCUGUUUCUGGGUAACUUUGCUGUUGAUGAGUCAGAUGGACCCACUCCUCUUCGUGUGCAGAAGGACUGGAAGUUCCUCACGCUGCCCAUCAUCAUGCUGGUGGCGUUUUCCAUGUGCAUCGUGUGUCUUCUCAUGGCUGGUGACACGUGGACAGAGACCUUGGCCUAUGUGAUGUUCUGGGGGGCUGCGAGCGCCAUCACAGCCGCCAUCAUCCUGUUUAACGGCCAAGACUUUGUGGACGCCCCCAAACUGGUUCACAAGGAGAAGAUGGACUGAGUGGUGUGUGUGUGUGUGUGUGUGUGUGUGUGUGUGUGCGUGUG
Molecule: messenger RNA, 1861 nt
Organism: Seriola dumerili (greater amberjack)
Lineage: Eukaryota; Metazoa; Chordata; Actinopteri; Carangiformes; Carangidae
Gene: sacm1la
Product: phosphatidylinositide phosphatase SAC1-B
Exons: 20
Coding region: 57-1817 (586 amino acids)
Biological process (GO): phosphatidylinositol dephosphorylation
Cellular component (GO): endoplasmic reticulum
Molecular function (GO): phosphatidylinositol-4-phosphate phosphatase activity
Source: RefSeq, a predicted model, not a curated record